GCCCGGGUGACUCGGGUCUGAAUAAUUUUUGGAGCACCCUUACACUUCAACUACAAAAAUGAACCCAUGAUGAAGACUGGAGGCUUUGUGUGGGUGCGGAAAGGAGGAGGGAAAUAUUUGGUAAUACAAUUACAAUCUCUUUCUGAGACCUCUGUGGAAAGUCUUGAGAGGAGGAGUUGCAAAAGGGGGAACUCCUUAAAGUUAAACGUCAGUUUUGCCUGUGUGGGCAAGUGAGUGGCUUAGGAUUAAGUAUCAGAAACCGAAAAAAGGAAAAAGAAUUGGCCUUGGAUAGCCCGUUGGUCCAUUGCCUGAGAAAGUGAAGCCCGGAGACCCUUCAGAAGAGAACUCCUGUACUGGAAAGGAUUCCAAGAGAAAUGAAGAGAACCAUAAGAAGUGAAGUCAGUAGCUUCAAGAUUUUCUAUUGAAAGGACUGGUGUUUUAUUGCUGCAAUUCCUUGGGAUGACUCUGUACCAGGUACCUGCUGCCGUCAUCCAUCAAGUUGAAGAAUCACUUGAUGAAGAUGAGAAGGAGAUGCUUUUAUUUUUGUGUCGGGAUGUUGCUACUGAUGUGGCUCCACCCGAUGUCAGAGACCUUUUGGAUAUUUUAAGUGAGAAAGGUAAGCUGUCUCCUGAAAGCUUGGCUGAGCUGCUGUACCGAGUCAGGCGGUUUGACUUGCUCAAGCGGAUCUUGAAGAUGGACAAAGCAACAGUGGAGGUGCUUCUGCUCAGGAACAAUCACCUUGUUCCCGACUAUAGAGUGCUGUUGACAGAGAUCAGUGAAGAUUUGGGCAAGUCUGAUGUGUCUUCAUUAAUCUUCCUCAUGAAGGAUUACACAGGCCGAGGAAAACUAUCAAAAGACAAGAGUUUCCUGGAUCUUGUGGUUGAACUGGAGAAACAGAAUCUGGUUGCUCCAGAUCAUUUGGAUCUACUAGAAACAUGCCUAAAGACCAUCCACAGAAUAGACCUGAAGACAAAAGUGCAGAAAUACAAGCAAUCGGCUCAAAGGGUAGCAGGGACGAGCUAUGUAAAUGCUUGUCAAGCAUCUCUCCCAAACCUGAAUUUCAAGGAACCUUCCUACAGCUUGGGGUUGAAGCUACAGAAAGAAAGCAGUAAAGAACAAAGAAGGACGGUGGGACAACAUGGUAUUCAAAGAGGACCAGUGAAGACAGCCAUCCAGGAGUCGGGAGCGUUUCUGCCUGUGCAUAUACCUGAAGAAAUAUACAGGAUGCAGAGCAAGCCCCUAGGAAUCUGCCUGAUAAUCAAUUGCAUUGACACGGACACAGAGGUUCUUUGGGACACCUUCACGUUCCUGGGCUACAAAGUCCAAAGCCACUUCGGUCUCUGUGUGGCCGAAAUACAUCAGACUCUUCACGAUGUUGCCUGCCUGCCGGAACAUGAAAGCUACGACAGCUUUGUGUGUAUCCUGGUGAGCCGAGGCAACUCACAGAGUGUGUUUGGUGUGGAUAGGAAGCAUUCAGGGUUGCCCUUGGAUCAGAUUAGGAGGGUGUUCAUGGCAGAUGAAUGCCCUGCUCUCUUAGGGAAGCCGAAGGUCUUUUUCAUUCAGAGCUAUGUGGUGCCAGAGAAAGAGCAGGAGGGCAGCAGCCUUCUAGAGAUAGAUGGGAAAGGGUUGAGCAGCAUGGCGAGACCUGGUCCUUCCCAUGAGCCCCGCAUGAUUCAUCGAGAAGCUGACUUCCUCUGGAGCCAGUGCAGUGCAGAUGCGGCCCUGCUGGAGCACUCCCCCAGGCCACCCUCUCUAUACCUGCAAUAUCUCUCCCAAGAACUGCGGCAAAAAAGAAAAUGCCCACUCCUGGAUCUCCACAUUGAGCUCUUCGGGAAAGUGUAUGAUUGGAACAGUAAAGUUUCUGCUCAGGAGAAGUACUCUGUAUGGCUGCAGCACACACUGAGAAAGAAACUCAUCCUCUCAACUUUUGACUGUGAAAGGGCCCUGCUUUGAAUUCUGUCUUCCCUUAUCUAUCGGUUGCCUAUCCAGAAAACCCUGGGGUUUUCCCAGCAGUGUCCCUGGACAACUCAGUUAAUAUAUAGGACAUCCUUCAACUCACGGGGCUGCCAGGUCCAAAAUCAAGGAAGCAGGCAGCCGAGUCCUCCCUCAGGCAAGGCAGGCAGCAAACAGCAGGUGGGUCAACAGCAGUCAGUAGCUCUGGGGUUUGGUGAAGCAGGUCCAGUACCACGAGGCUCUCGAAGGAGCCUCAAGCUCUAGCAUGGCCAUACAUUUUGCCUCAUCUCAUCUGUUUGUCAUGAUGAAAAUACGAAUCAUUUGGUUCAUAAAAAAAAAUCGGGGAGCGGGGAGGAAGGGGAAAAAUGAGGAGCUGAUACCAUGGGCUCAA
Messenger RNA from Echinops telfairi (small Madagascar hedgehog), 2344 nucleotides. RefSeq names its product CASP8 and FADD like apoptosis regulator (gene CFLAR). The coding region runs from base 460 to 1953 and encodes 497 amino acids. Lineage: Eukaryota; Metazoa; Chordata; Mammalia; Afrosoricida; Tenrecidae. The transcript is spliced from 10 exons. Gene Ontology annotation, molecular function: cysteine-type endopeptidase activity; protein binding. Gene Ontology annotation, biological process: proteolysis; negative regulation of extrinsic apoptotic signaling pathway via death domain receptors. The record is from RefSeq and is a predicted model, not a curated record.